AUGGUGUAUCCUUGUGAGUGCACUCCUAAUCUAGAAACAUAUUUUUUAUCUAAUAACAAAUUGUUUGAAAUGAUAGGGAAAAGGCCGGACCGUUUUGGAAAGUUGUUUGCUUCUUAUAGUAAACUGCGUGUCAUCAACUUAGCAAACAAUCGUCUCGGAGAAAUUCCUAAACAUAUGUUCAAGCAUAACAAAGAACUUGUUAAAAUUGAUAUUUCUUUUAACCAACUUGAACAAUUACACUUUAAUUUGGUGGACUUGCAUUAUCUACGUGUUUUAGAUGUAAGUAACAAUAACAUAAAAGUACUAGACGAGAUAUCCAUUAACAAUCUUAAUGCAGUUCCCGGUGCAGGUUCGAACAUAUAUGUGGACGAGCAUUGUAUAGUCGUAAUGAAAUCAAAUCCAUUGCUUUGUUCAACAUGUGACUGCAAGUCGUCUAUCCAAUGGCUCCUUCAAUCAAUGGAGUUCCAUUUGGAACAACAGGCGUUGGUUUGCAUGUCCGAUGAUGGCACAUUUAGAAAAAUCGAAAAAUCGGUUGUAAAAAGAAUUCAGAAUAUAUGUAACAGAAAACUUGUCAUAAUUACAUCCACUGUUUGUAUAAUAGUUACUAUUAUAACGCUGUGUAUAAUUGGAAUAAUACUUCACCGAAGAAUGAGAAGGCUGAAGCGAAAGAGGAAGUUGAAAAAUGUUUUAGCCAGAUUGAAAGAAGGUGAGGGACAGUAUGAGUUUGUUGCUUUUCUGUCAUACAGCAGUGAUGAUUAUCAAUUUGUACAUGAUCACGUGAUAGACCAACUGAACGAGAACCUUCAAUUGAUCAUUGAGACAGAUCGAAGACUUUUGUGUACCGGAGACCAAGAUGUUCGCCUUGGAUUCAAUGUUCCUGAUGAAACAGUACUAUGCCUGAACAGAGUUUCCGUGGUCAAUAGUUCUUGUGUCAGAUACAUUUUGUCGGAAUCUUUACUGUAA
Molecule: messenger RNA, 963 nt
Organism: Ruditapes philippinarum (Manila clam)
Lineage: Eukaryota; Metazoa; Mollusca; Bivalvia; Venerida; Veneridae
Product: toll-like receptor 4
Exons: 1
Coding region: 1-963 (320 amino acids)
Molecular function (GO): protein binding
Source: RefSeq, a predicted model, not a curated record